Molecule: messenger RNA, 1285 nt
Organism: Hyaloscypha bicolor E
Lineage: Eukaryota; Fungi; Ascomycota; Leotiomycetes; Helotiales; Hyaloscyphaceae
Product: MRG-domain-containing protein
Exons: 5
Coding region: 47-1030 (327 amino acids)
Biological process (GO): regulation of DNA-templated transcription; chromatin organization
Cellular component (GO): Rpd3S complex; nucleus; NuA4 histone acetyltransferase complex
Source: RefSeq, a predicted model, not a curated record
AAUACAUCACGACGCGAUCCCCAACUGUAACUGGAAAAGCAUCAAGAUGGCACCAUCGAAGCCUGCCCAGGCUAACGCGCCUUUUGCGAAGGAUGAGCGAGUACUAUGCUUCCAUCAUGAGAUGCUGUAUGAGGCGAAGAUUCUGGAUGUCCGAGCAACAGAGGAUAAGGAGAGUUGGCAGUACAAAAUCCACUACAAGGGCUGGAAGAAUACCUGGGAUGACUGGGUCCCGCAAGACCGGGUGCGCAAGUUCACGCCAGAGAACAAAGAGUUGGCUGCACAGCUGCAUAACCAAAUGAAGUUGUUGCAGCAGAAGGCUCCGAAGUCUGUUGGCAAAGGUCCCGGCAAGAGAGGUCAAAAUGGUUCAGAUUUCAGCUCUAGAAAUGAUAGUGAAGAGCUAGGUGGUAGCGUUGCGGCUGCACCAGGCAGAGGAGGCCCAAGGCGGAAUCGGGAUUAUGAUUUGGAACAUGAAGAAUCAUUUCACGCCAAGCCUGCUGUCAAGCUCCUUAUACCCGACCACAUCAAAGCAAUCCUCGUCGACGACUGGGAGAACGUCACGAAAAAUCUCCAGCUCGUCCCACUUCCCGCCGCUCAACCUGUUAAUGCUAUUCUCAAUGAUUACCUGCAGUACGAAAAGCCACGCAGACAAGCUGGUAGCGCCUCGGCCGACAUCUUGGACGAAGUUGUUGCUGGUCUGAAGGAGUACUUUGAGAAGUGUCUGGGCCGAAUUCUCCUGUACCGCUUCGAACGCCAACAAUACAUUGAGGUCCGUGAAGGAAUUACCAAGGGAACGGGUGAUUUUGCAGGGAAGGGUCCAGGUGAUAUCUAUGGUGCGGAGCAUUUGUGCCGUCUUCUCGUCUCCCUGCCAGAGUUGAUCGCCCAGACCAACAUGGACCAUCAAUCUGUCAACCGUCUCCGUGAGGAACUCUCGAAGUUGACCAACUGGCUUGGACGAAAUGCUCUUGUUUAUUUUGUCAACGAGUACGAGACCCCCGGCCAAGAAUAUACCGAGAAGGCGAAGAAUCUCUAGGUGGUUUCGUAUGGUAGCAUUGGCAUGGAGAACGGCGUCACCUGAUAUUGCGGUAUUGGAAAAUGGGACUGUGGAGCGGAAGACUCGUUCGUCUGCCAGGUCUCAUUUACCCUGCGUGCUCUGAGCACAUCACAUUGCGUUCUUUUUCUCCUUUCUGUCGUAUUACACUUUUCCUUGCAACACAUCAUCGCAGGCACAUCUGGUGGUUGAAGGAGCCUUGACUCGACUUUCGCCUGAUUCCUGCACUCACACACC